Molecule: messenger RNA, 3077 nt
Organism: Molossus molossus (Pallas's mastiff bat)
Lineage: Eukaryota; Metazoa; Chordata; Mammalia; Chiroptera; Molossidae
Gene: MAPK8IP2
Product: mitogen-activated protein kinase 8 interacting protein 2
Exons: 12
Coding region: 34-2466 (810 amino acids)
Biological process (GO): regulation of JNK cascade
Cellular component (GO): cytoplasm
Molecular function (GO): protein binding
Source: RefSeq, a predicted model, not a curated record
GCGGCGCCCCUCCCCCAGCGCGCUCCGGAGAAGAUGGCGGACCGCGCGGAGAUGUUCGCUCUCUCCACCUUCCACUCGCUGUCGCCGCCCGGCUGCAGGCCUCCUCAGGACAUAAGCCUGGAAGAAUUUGACGAUGAAGACCUGUCUGAGAUCACCGAUGACUGUGGCCUGGGCCUCAGCUAUGACUCGGACCACUGCGAGAAGGACAACCUCUCCCUGGGGCGUUCGGAGCAGCCGCACCCCAUCUGCUCCUUCCAGGAUGACUUCCAGGAGUUUGAGAUGAUCGAUGACAAUGAAGAGGAAGAGGAGGAGGAGGAAGAGGACGAGGAGGAAGGAGAGGAAGAAGGAGAGGACAAGGCAGGGGGAAGACCCCACUCAGAAGCUCCUGCUCUGGAGCUGCUGAUCCCCUCCCCCUCCCUGGAGGAGCCCCACAAGCACCGGCCCACCACACUCCACCUGACCACACUGGGAGCCCAGGACUCCCUGAACAACAACAAUGGUGGCUUUGCCCCAGUGCCUCCAGGCUCCUGGCAGGAGACAGCGCUGUGCUCAUCCCCUCAGGAGCCCCUCCGAGGAGAGCCACCAGCCCCUCGCCCGCCCGCUGAAGCCUGUCCCCGGGGGACACAGUCGCCUGUGGGCUCAGGUUGUGACUGUGAAGGGAACCGGCCUGUGGGGCCCCUAGCGCCCAACGAGGCCUCGCCCUCCUCGGAUCCUGGCAUCGAGGUUGACCUGGGGAGCGGCUCCAGUGGGGACCGUGGGGGCCGUCGCAGCAGCCAGGAGCUGUCCUCGCCAGGCUCUGACUCCGAGGACGCAGGGGCAGCGCGCCUGGGGCGCAUGAUAUCGUCCAUCUCGGAGACGGAGCUGGAGCUGAGCAGCAGCAGCGGCCGCUCCUCGCACCUCACCAACUCCAUCGAGGAGGCCUCAUCGCCUGCCUCGGAGCCGGAGCCUGCCGGCGAGCCCCCGCGCCGCCCUGCCUUCCUACCCGUGGGCCCCGACGACACCAACAGCGAGUAUGAGUCAGGCUCGGAGUCGGAGCCGGACCUCAGUGAGGACGCCGACUCGCCCUGGCUGCUCAGCAACCUCGUGAGCCGCAUGAUCUCCGAGGGCUCCUCGCCCAUCCUCUGCCCUGGCCAGUGCCUGUCUCCCGCACUGCGUCCUCCUGGGGAGCCCACCUCGCCGGCUGGUGGGGCCCCGGAGGCUGCGGGCCCCGGAGGCGUGGAGCUGGUGGACAUGGAGACACUGUGCGGGCCGCCGCCCUCCGCCCCGGCCGCGCCUCGGCCCGGCCCCGCACAGCCCGGGCCCUGCCUCUUCCUCAGCAACCCCACGCGCGACACCAUCACGCCACUGUGGGCUGCCCCCGGCCGCGCUGCCCGCCCCGGCCGCGCCUGCUCCGCUGCCUGCUCAGAGGAAGACGAGGAGGAGGAGGAGGAGGAGGAGGCCGAGGACAAAGCGGGGCCCCCGGGGGGCAGGGGCGCAGGCCCUGAGGCGCCGCUGGAUGCCUCGCUGGUGUAUGACGCAGUCAAGUACACGCUGGUGGUGGAUGAGCACACGCAGCUGGAGCUGGUGAGCCUGCGCCGCUGCGCCGGCCUGGGCGACGACAGUGAGGAGGACAGUGGUGGCGAGGCCAGCGAGGACGAGGCGGGGGCUGCCCUGCUGGGUGUUGGUCAGGGCCCGGAGGGCGCCUCCCCAGACAGCCCCGACCUCACCUUCUCCAAGAAGUUCCUCAACGUCUUCGUCAACAGCACAUCUCGGUCAUCCAGCACUGAGUCCUUCGGCCUUUUUUCCUGUCUGGUCAACGGGGAGGAGAGAGAGCAAACCCAUCGGGCUGUCUUCAGAUUCAUCCCUCGCCACCCCGACGAGCUGGAGCUGGAUGUGGACGACCCGGUGCUGGUGGAGGCCGAGGAGGACGACUUCUGGUUCCGCGGCUUCAACAUGCGCACGGGGGAGCGUGGGGUCUUCCCUGCCUUCUACGCCCACGCGGUGCCCGGCCCUGCCAAGGACCUGCUGGGGAGCAAACGGAGCCCCUGCUGGGUGGAGCGCUUCGACGUGCAGUUCCUGGGCUCUGUGGAGGUGCCCUGUCACCAGGGCAAUGGCAUCUUGUGCGCAGCCAUGCAGAAGAUCGCCACUGCCCGGAAACUGACGGUCCACUUGCGUCCUCCUGCCUCCUGUGACCUGGAGAUAUCUCUUCGGGGGGUCAAGCUGAGUCUGAGCGGUGGACCCGAGCUCGAGCACUGCAGCCAUUUCUUCCAGAUGAAGAACAUCUCCUUCUGCGGCUGCCACCCUCGCAACAGCUGCUAUUUUGGCUUCAUCACGAAACACCCUCUGCUGAGCCGCUUUGCCUGCCAUGUCUUUGUCUCCCAGGAGUCGAUGAGGCCCGUGGCCCAGAGUGUGGGCCGCGCCUUCCUGGAGUAUUACCAGGAGCACCUGGACUACGCCUGCCCCACAGAGGACAUCUACCUGGAGUAGCUGCCCGCCACACUCCUGCUCCAGGUGCAGCUGGUGUUGGGGUAUCUGAGAGGCCACGCGGCUUUGGCAAGGACUGGAUUGGGGGCACGUGGGACCUGCCUUCCGGGGAGUCUCAGACACUCCUUGCUUGGCAGGGGCUGCGGGAGGGAGAGCUGUGCCCCCCGCUUUCCCUGUGAUCUCCUGUCUGUCUGUGUGCCUCCUCUCCUCGUGUCUGUCUCUGCCCCGUGCCUGCAAACUCUCCCCUCGCUCUUCACUGUGGGGUCAGAGCUGGGAGGGGGUGUGGAGGAAGGAGAGGCUCCAUCCAGGUGAUUGAUAAAGCCAGGCUCCCAGGUGGCCCCUCACGCCCCUCCCCAGUGAUGUAAAAGGAAUUUUAAUUUUUAUAGUGAAUCUCAAGGGGUCACCCCAUCCUUGACCACAGGGACAAAGAGAGGGACCCCCACGCUGCCCCACAUGGAGCUCAGGGGGAAGCAGGGAGGGGUUCCCCAGAAGGGCUUUGGGGAUACUCCUCAAGCCCCAGACUUUGCUCGAAGGAGGGUGCCCUGCCCCGUGCUCUGCCACACCAGCGUCUGCUUUGCCGCUGCAAACUCCCCGCAGUCCAGCACCUCAAUAAA